Molecule: messenger RNA, 3926 nt
Organism: Rhododendron vialii
Lineage: Eukaryota; Viridiplantae; Streptophyta; Magnoliopsida; Ericales; Ericaceae
Product: G-type lectin S-receptor-like serine/threonine-protein kinase At4g27290
Exons: 14
Coding region: 29-3865 (1278 amino acids)
Biological process (GO): protein phosphorylation; recognition of pollen
Molecular function (GO): ATP binding; protein serine/threonine kinase activity
Source: RefSeq, a predicted model, not a curated record
AAGUCUCUCCUUUUGCCUUGAGAAUGCAAUGGAGAGACAGGCUUUCCUCGCCUUCUUCCAUGCUACAUUUUUUUCCUCAACCCUCCUAAAAUUUUCCAUUGCAGCCGAUACCUUAAGUUCAAGCCAAUCCCUGAGGGAUGGUGAAACUUUAGUUUCACCCGGCCAAAAGUUUGAGCUCGGCUUCUUCUCUCCCGGAAGCUCAAAAAACAGGUACUUGGGAAUAUGGUAUGUUAGAACCCCAGAUACAGUUGUUUGGGUUGCAAAUAGAAACAACCCAAUCAUAGAUGCACAAGGCAUCCUAGCUAUCAGUAGUGAUGGAGGAUUGAUCCUUCGAAAUGGAACUCAGAGCAUCAUCUGGUCAUCAAACUCAACAAGAGCGUCAGCAGAAGAAAUCACUCCAAUCGCUCAGCUCUUAGAUUCUGGAAAUCUUGAACUCAUUGAGAGAACAAAAACAUAUUCUGUCCUAUGGCAGAGCUUUGAUUCCAUGUGUGAUACCCUGUUACCAGGCAUGAAGCUUGGAGCAAAUACUAACACAGGUCUAGAUCAGCAUAUGACAUCAUGGAAAGCUGCCGAUGACCCAUCUCCAGGAGAUUUCACUUACAGAAUUGAAAAUAAUGGGUUGCCUCAAUUGGUUAUCACCAUGGGAUCAACCAAAAAGUACCGAUCCGGACCAUGGAAUGGACUUCGAUUCAGUGGCCAUCAAGCAGGCAACAAUCCGGCUUUUAAACCUGUAAUGGAAUUUAACAACACUGAAUUGAUCUCUUUCUAUGACCCAUUCAACUCUGUCAUAAAAAGAUCAACACUAAGCCAGUCAGGGUAUCUCCAACGCUAUGUACUGAAUGAAAAGAGCGGCAGUUGGGAUCUCAUGUUUACGGCACCAGUUGAUUUGUGCGACAGUUAUGGGCAGUGUGGACCUAAUGGUAUUUGCAGAACCAGCAAAGCACCGAUAUGCGAGUGUUUGAAGGGGUUCAGUCCAAAAUCCCAACUAGAAUGGGAAAUGCUUAACUGGUCCAAAGGGUGUGUGAGGAGUGUGCCGUUGAAGUGCCAGAAAGGAGAAGGGUUUGUGAAGGUUGCACGUGUUAAGUUGCCUGACCUCUUGGAUCAGUUUCAGCUGAACACUACUAUGAGCCUCAGGGAAUGCAAGGAGAAAUGCUUGAGGGACUGUUCUUGCAUAGCUUAUGCCAAUUCAAAUGUCAGUGGAAGGGGAAAUGGUUGUUUGAUGUGGUUUGGGGAUCUGAUUGAUACCAGAGAGUUCGUCCCACAAGAUGAUAGUGAGCAAGAUAUCUACAUCCGCUUGCCGGAAUCACUUUACCCAAAGAAGAAGAAGAAAAGACUUCUGAAGAUCUUACUGCUAUCAGCCACUUCAGGAACACUUACCUUCUGCUUCGUAUGCGGGUGCAUAAUCAUCAAGAUGAACAAAAAGAGAAGUCUAAAAGGAGAGAAAGAAAACUUGGAAUUACCUGUGUUUGAUUUGGCAACUAUUUCUGCUGCCACUAGAAACUUCUCGCAGGAAAAUAUGGUUGGAGAAGGUGGCUUUGGUCCUGUUUACAAGGGAAAGUUGUCGAUGGGACAAGAAAUUGCCGUGAAAAGACUCUCAAAAAGUUCCGGUCAAGGUCUAGAAGAGUUUAAGAACGAAGUUGCCUCAAUUGCAAAACUUCAACAUAGGAACCUCGUCGCGCUUCUGGGAUGCUGCAUUCAAGGAGAAGAAACGAUGUUAAUCUACGAGUAUAUGAGCAACAAAAGCUUGGAUUAUUUUAUUUAUGAUCACAACAGAAAGGCAUUAUUGGCUUGGCAAAAGCGGUUUGACAUUAUCAUGGGGAUUGCAAGGGGACUUCUCUAUCUCCACCAAGAUUCGAAGUUAAAAAUAAUACACAGGGAUCUCAAAGCAAGCAAUAUUUUACUAGACGGCGAUCUGCUUCCUAAAAUUUCUGACUUUGGAUUAGCACGAAUUUUUGCAGGAGAACAAAUAUCUGCAAAAACAAAAAGAAUCAUUGGAACAUAUGGCUAUAUGUCUCCAGAGUAUGCAAUUGAUGGAAAGUUCUCUGUGAAAUCCGACGUAUUCAGCUUGGGUGUUCUUUUGCUCGAAAUAGUGAGUGGUAAAAGGAACAGAGGUUUUAAUCAUCCGGAUCACCACCACAGCCUUCUAGGGCAUGCAUGGCUGCUAUGGAAUGAAGACAAGUCUUUGGAACUAAUGGAUACAGGUUUGAAGGAUUCAUGUGUUGAAUCUGAAGUACAGAGAUGCAUUCAAGUGGGCCUAUUGUGCAUUCAGAAACUCCCAGAAGACAGGCCGGCAAUGUCAACUGUAGUAUUCAUGUUGGGAAAUGAGGGUGGAGUGUUGCCUAUGCCUAAAGAACCGGGUUUCUUCAUUGAAAGAAGCUCCAUUGAUGAAUCAUAUACAAAUGCUGCAGCAAGCAUAACAACACUUGAAGCUAGAUGUACACUUGUUUGUAUUUCUCAAGCGGUGUAUGUUCACUUUACUGAGGAAACUGUAAAGAGCCAUCAAUCAUGCCUCGCUCUAGUGGAGAAGGCCCCCUGGAGCACUGAAAAAUCACUCCUAAGAGUGCACAGGGGUGUCAAUAGCACGAGCCUACUGAGUCUUGACAAGCAAUCAAUUCAAGAUGGAUAUGUGAAUCCCACACCAAAAGGUAGAAGCGUGAGGUGGAAAUGGAUCAUCACAGCACUUGCAGUUUCCAUGACCCUGUUAACUGCAUCCUUCUUUUACUGUAUUCGGAGGAGAAAGUUAAAAAAGAAAGUUAACUUAGCAGGGAAGGACUUGUUGUCAUUUGAUCUUGGCGCAAGCAUUGGAGCAGACAAUAACACCCUGACUGAAGCAAGUAAGAGUCAAAAUAGUAGCAAGGGGGAAGUUGAUUUACCACGGUUCAGUUUCUCUAGUGUAACUGCAGCUACUAAUAACUUCUCUGAUGCAAAUAAGCUCGGAGAGGGUGGUUUUGGACCUGUUUACAAGGGAAAGUUACAAAGAGGACAUAAGGUGGCUGUGAAAAGGCUUUCUAGGAAAUCUGGACAAGGAUUGGAGGAAUUUCAAAAUGAGGCAAUGCUCAUAGCAAAACUUCAACACAAGAAUCUUGUGAGUCUACUGGGCUGCUGUAUUGACAGAGAUGAAAAAAUUUUGAUCUAUGAGUACAUGCCCAACAAAAGCUUGGAUUUCUUCCUUUUUGAUCCGAUCAAGCACGGGAUACUAAAUUGGGAGUUCCGCCUUAAAAUUAUCGAAGGAAUUGCUCAAGGGCUUCUCUAUCUUCAUGAGUACUCAAGGUUACGAAUUAUCCAUAGAGACUUGAAAGCUAGCAACAUUCUCUUGGAUAAAGACAUGAACUCAAAAAUAUUAGAUUUUGGGAUGGCAAGAAUAUUCGGAGGCAGCGAAUCACAAGCAACAAAUCGAAUUGUUGGCACUUAUGGCUACAUGUCACCGGAAUACACCAUGGAAGGUCUCUUCUCAGUCAAAUCUGAUGUCUUCAGCUUUGGAGUAUUAUUGUUAGAGAUUCCAAGUGGCAAAAGGAACACAUGCUUCUAUAACACCGACUCCCUUAAUCUUCUAGGAUAUGCAUGGGACUUAUGGAAUAACGGCAGGGGACUGGACUUAAAAGAUCCGAUAUUAGAAGAUAUGUCUUCCACAAAUAUGCUGCUGAGAUACAUUAAUAUAGGGCUGCUUUGUGUUCAAGAAAGUGCAGCCGAUAGACCUACCAUAUCCGUUGUUGUAUCAAUGCUCACCAAUGAAAUUGUCCUUCUACCCUCUCCAAAACAACCUGCAUUUUCAACCAACAGGAGUGUCCUAGAUCAAACUUCACACAAACGCCCCCAAAUUUGUUCAGAGAAUGUUGUGACAAUCUCAAUUUUGGAAGCACGAUAAUGGUUCAUACUUCUGCAAGGAAUCAUUGUACUGUCAAUGUUAGUUCUUAGAGGAAGGUCGU